Humulus lupulus (European hop) is the source of this 2128-nucleotide messenger RNA. RefSeq lists its product as uncharacterized. Bases 1 to 1926 code for a protein of 641 amino acids. The transcript is spliced from 4 exons. The record is from RefSeq and is a predicted model, not a curated record. NCBI's taxonomy places the organism in Eukaryota, Viridiplantae, Streptophyta, Magnoliopsida, Rosales, Cannabaceae.
AUGUCCUUAUGCAUGUUCUUUGUGUUCUUCGUGUUCUUCAUGUUCUUCGUGCUAGGUGAUCAGCUCAUUAUGUCUACAAGUAGGUGUGAUAGUCACGCUGAUUCAGUCUGUCGACUGUCUUGUUCGUUUAGUGAAGAAGAUUUUAGUUCUCUCUUUCAAAGUUCUGCUGAGAUGGUUGAUUGCAACCGAAUUACAGUAGUAGAAUUGGGGGGUCGUCCUUUAGGUGAUGUUACUGGAAGGGGAAUAGAUUCUAACGAACCUAUUGAUGGUGGUAUGCCGGGUUCUGGUAGUAUGCUUAGUUCUAAUCCUAGGUCUUCCAUAAGUUUAGGUGAGUUGACCUAUCUUCGUCGUCAUUAUGAGAUCCCUGAUACCAUCAGUCUGCAUGCUCCUGCUAAGGCGGAGCGGCCUGACUGGCACUUACCUGGUUGGGUGUGUCUGUAUGAACUUCCCUUCAAAGAAGGGCUUCGGUUUCCCAUCCCCCGAUUAGUCGUUGAGUUGUGUGAGUACCACGAGAUUUCGCCCGGACAACUAAUGCCAAAUUCAUGGCGGAUUUUGAUGUCUCUCGAAGUCCUUUGUGAAAGGCACAAGAUAACACUUGGGGUGGCUGACCUGUUGAGAGCUUACUACUUGAAGGCACACCUUAAUGACAAAGGUAGGUACCAGUUAACAACUAGGGGGAAGGACCCUCCUUUAAUUAUUAGUUUGAAGAGUGGAGAUAAGAGGUGGAAGGACCGUUACUUCUUCGUCCCUUUCGUCUCGUUGGGGUUACCUGCUGAUAGUAGGAUACCUUGUUCAUGGUCUCCUGCAUGUAGGCUUCGAGUUGAGUACCUUUGGGAUUCGAGGGAGUCUUCUGGUCGACUUAAGAGUAUUCUUGCUAUUCCUGAGGCGGAGCGUGAGUGGAGUGAUUUGCUGUCUGAAUCGAGUCUUCGUCAGAGUUCUUUGUGGCGCUCUGUUGAAAAACUCCCUGAAGGUAUUCCUCUUCUACAGAGUCCUGAUAAUCCUCGUGUUGUGUUUAUCAAGAGAAGUUUAGAAGUCUUGGGAUAUACUCCCAAUUUUUUGACUGAAUUGACGACAAGUGAGCGGUUGUUUGCAGACGUAGCUAUGUCCCGACCCUUUACACUUCCUCUAACCGGUUCCAAUGCCUUGGAACGUUUGCGUCAAGCAAAGAAAUCGUCCGUUGGGAGCUCAGAAGCUGAUAGAGAGGUUGUUGUGCCUCCGGCUGAUCCCCCUGUUUUGACGCGGAGUCAGACGAAAAAAAAGAAGAAGGCUGUGCGGGAUGAUUCUUCCGACCCAUUUAGCGACACCGUUGCCCUUUCGUUCCCUUCCAAUGCUGCGGCCUAUAGUGAGAUUGGGCCUCACUUAGGAGAGAUUGAUAAGUUGUUGUGGCCCGAAGAUGAUCACAGAAUGGAGCAGGUUGGUACGGAUGGGUCAAUUGAUACCACUGUUUCUCAUUUGUUCCAGGGUUUGCAAGGGGUCAUUUGGCUGAAGAAGAAAAUCAAGUCCUUAAUGGCAACUCUAAAGGAAGUAAGGAGUCAGAGAAAUGAUCUUCGGGGUGAAGUUAGUCGGCUGAAAGAUUCCAAGAAGGAGUCUGAUCAACUCAUAGCUGAUUUGAAGGCUCAACUAGAAUCCAAGGAAGCUGAUGUCGAGAAGCUGAGAGUGACUCUUGGUCAAGUUGAUGAUUUGAAAGCCGAGGUUGCUUCGUUGGAGAAUCGGAUGUUGGUCAUUGGGCUGGAGGCUGAGAUCCAAUGCCGUGGCGUAAUGGCUAGUGAGCUUCGGGAUGGUAAGGCUGAUAGCUGGGAUGUUCCCAAAUACAUUGCUGAUCUUGAGGAAUUGGAGAAGAUGAGGGCUGAAGAGAUAACCCGGGCCGAAGAGUUAGCCACUUCUUUUGGCAUCAUGACUACUAAUGAUCUGGUUGUGGAUGACUGAUUCCUCUUCUACUCGUGUUCAUUGUCGUGGGAUAACAGAGUUUGUCGGGCCUUUUCUAGUUGUAGUAUGAACUUUUUCUUAUGUAGUAUUGUAUCCUGAUCUAACUGACCUAGUUUUGUUGUAUUAUGGCUUGUUGUAGCUUUUGUUAGUGUUGUUUAAGUUAUUGUUCUGGUAGCUUUUGUAGUCCUUGUAUCGGAUGCUG